AUGGGAACGGGUGAGUGGAAUGGAUCGUGUAUUCCGAUGCAAUCAUUCAUCAAGGAUAAGCAUAAUAUUCACGAUGUCACUGCAGACGUUUACGUGAAGACGAUCUUCAUCAUCUUGUACAGUUUUCUCUUCUUAUUUGGCUUAUUGGGAAAUGGCGGUGUUGUCUUAGCGAUGUGCGGGAAUCGUCGCCUUCGAUCAGCGCGAAACAUUUUCCUUCUCAAUCUAAUCAUCACCGAUUUGUUGUUGGUGUUGACGGCGGUGCCAGUGACUCCAUGGUACGCACUAACAAAAGAUUGGCAAUUCGGCUCAGCUAUGUGUCACUUAGUGCCAUUGAGCAAUUCUUGUUCAGUUUUUGUGACGAGUUGGAGUCUCACCGCGAUCUCAAUAGACAAAUUUUUGCAUAUCAUGGAUCCAACAAAGGCGCCUGUUUCGAAAAGACAAGCCUCUUUCAUUACAACUUUUAUUUGGUCAGUCUCGACUCUCAUCAAUUAUCCAUAUUUUCUGAGCUUUGAUCUCGUUGAUGGUGGAUAUUAUGUGAAAGAAGGAGAGGCGCCGUUGUGUGGCAGAUUUUGUGAUGAAACAAAAUGGGCAAGCGAUAGUGCAAGGCAAUUGUAUGGAACGAUUGUCAUGUUGUUGCAGUUUGUCGUCCCAAUGCUGAUCAUUUCUUUCUGCUAUUUUAUGAUUCUCAACAAAGUCGCACGCGAUUCGAUCAUUCAAAACGCUCAAUUCUGUCAUUCUUUAAGCCAAAAGCAACGAAUCGACGCGGUGAAUCGAAAGAAAAGAGUAAACUACAUUCUGAUCGGAAUGGUGGCCACGUUUAUCAUUUGCUGGCUUCCAUUGACCGUUGUAAACAUUUUGAAAGAUUACAAGAAAGAGCCAGAUUUCCUAAAAAAGUCAGCCAUUUUCUUCCCACUUGGCGCUCAUGUGAUCGCGAUGUCACUUGUCCUCUGGAAUCCGCUGCUGUUCUUUUGGUUGACAAGAAAACAAAAGCGACUCAACUUGAGCCGAAUCAUCAACACAUCAGACAUUCUGGGUCAAGUUGGCGGCUAUCUCGUGCGACGAUUUGGUGCAUCGAGCUCAUCGGAAGGAGAAUCUGAGACGGAACCUUCGAAUCCAAUCGGAGCACUUUUAAUGAGAGUGACGUCAUUCGCAAGCAGAAUCUCGAGUCUUCGUCGAUCGACCCGAUCCAGAAGGAGCAGUAAAGCAAACUCGUCAUUCGGAAGCAGUCGCCGUCCCACCUUCACAUCGACUCCUUUCACAACGACUCUCGAUUCGGAGAUUCCGCCAAUCAAUGGACGUCCACUUAUCAUCAAAUCAACUCUUUCUGUUAAUCCAUACGGAGAAAAAGAAAUGCUU
Messenger RNA from Mesorhabditis belari, 1356 nucleotides. NCBI's taxonomy places the organism in Eukaryota, Metazoa, Nematoda, Chromadorea, Rhabditida, Rhabditidae. The record is from the annotation of a GenBank genome assembly.